Messenger RNA from Asterias rubens (European starfish), 975 nucleotides. RefSeq names its product zinc finger FYVE domain-containing protein 21-like. Gene Ontology annotation, molecular function: metal ion binding. Lineage: Eukaryota; Metazoa; Echinodermata; Asteroidea; Forcipulatida; Asteriidae. The record is from RefSeq and is a predicted model, not a curated record. Bases 86 to 805 code for a protein of 239 amino acids. The transcript has 7 exons.
GGGUAGACGACGAAGUUCACGGGAAGAGGCAGGCACAAAUUUUAAUGAAAAUUGUUGCUCAAAAACUUGAUAAAUUCGUGUGAGCAUGGCUGAUGCUGGUAAAAAGCUUGUUCGUAGUAAGAGUGGGCUGCGUAUGGUGAGUGUGGAGGAUAAGGAUACGAGUCCAUUUCAGCUUGAUGAACCGCCGUGGAUUCCAGACAAUCAGUGUCUGACGUGUGCAAAAUGUAGCAGCAAGUACGACAUAGUCAAGAGAAGGCAUCACUGUAGACGAUGUGGAAAGUGUUUCUGCGGCCAGUGCUGCUCCUCCAAGGUGCCUCUGCCCCGUAUGAACUUCGUGGAUCCAGUCAGAUUGUGUGAAGAGUGUGCCAUCGUCACCAAGAAAGAGAAUGAAUUCUACGAUAAACAACUCAAGCUUCUUGGAAAUGGGAGCACUUUCAUGAUGAAAAGCAAUGAGCUUGAAAAUGAAAAAACAGAAGUAUUCUGUCAUCUCACAGGUAAUCACAGGAGCUUGUUAUUCAUUGAAGAGAAACCCGACAAGGAGAAUAACAAGCCAUCUAAAUGGAUCCACGACCCUGUCAAUCUAACUAGCAUUGAAGAUGUCAAACUACAGAUGGCCGGCAAUGAUCCAGCACAGAGAACUAUUGUUACAUCCAUGACCAUUAAGUACAAAUACAUAGAUGAGAUGAGGGAAUUGGUUCUAUUGGUUCCAGAUGACUCUCACAGGAGACCUUCAACAGCUUGGAUUGCUGCUAUGCAAAAGGCUGUGAAGAUGCUGCAGUCAACAAGAGAUUCACCGGUAUCUUGAUCCUCUAGACCCUGGUACACAGCUACGUUGUCAUCCUGCCAGUUUCAGACUCUUCUAAACAAGAAAACAAAGUUACAAAAAGAAGCCAACUUGUGUUAAGGCACUGGACACUAUUGGUAAUACUCGAAACAAUUGUUAGCAUAAAAACUUACUUGGUAACGAACUAUGGA